Camelina sativa (false flax) is the source of this 1732-nucleotide messenger RNA. RefSeq lists its product as uncharacterized. NCBI's taxonomy places the organism in Eukaryota, Viridiplantae, Streptophyta, Magnoliopsida, Brassicales, Brassicaceae. Gene Ontology annotation, molecular function: DNA binding. The record is from RefSeq and is a predicted model, not a curated record. Gene Ontology annotation, biological process: signal transduction; regulation of DNA-templated transcription.
AUCACAUCCACUCUAUUAAUCAUUUCUUUAAUCUUGGGAGUGAGUGGGGAAGUAGGAACCAUCGAGAGAGAGAGAGAGAGAGGAAAAAAAAGACAAAAAUGGUGGAGAAAUUGCUGGAGCCGGCGGAACUGGAUCUGGGAAAGAAAGGGCGCGAGCCACCAUCAGUACGGAAGAUCGAACUGAAAGAAGACGUGUACAGGUUCGAUCGUAAGGAGUACAGGUCUGCGAUAAAGAGGACUAGCUCUGGCUCAUGGAGACUUACUAAAGGUGCUGAUGGGGUCAUCGAUACUGAUUGGGUUAUCGAUUCUGAGUCGCUAACCGAUUCUGAGAGAGCUAGCAAUGGGAUCGUGGCUGUGAGGACGCGUAAGUAUUAUCAAGUUGAAGGUGACGCUAGGGUUUUGACUCCUUGGGUUAUGCACGAGCUCCAUUUCACUUUCUUGAAUAAUCGGGCGGACUUAGUUAGGAGUCCCUAUGUUAUCUGUCACGUAAGUUAUACGGGUGAACAAGAAGGUGGUCUUGAUGAAGAACUCUCUCCGCCGUGUGAGGCCCCAAACACGGUGAUCAGUGACAACAACUGUCCUCCUAAUGCGCAGGGAUUAUUUAUUACAGAGGAAGCAAUAGAUACGAACCGCAAGAAACCACCGCAUACCUAUCUCAAGAACAUGAUCGUAGGCAUCAUCCUCUUUCUGGCUCUCACUGGUUAUAUAAUAUCAUCAUCAGUCUCUUUAGAUAACUCAAAGAUAACAAAUACCAUUGCCCUCUGUGAGUCCUGUCGCUGCUUCAGUGACGUUCAAACGAACUCGAAUUCGACCUCGUCCAUUUCAGUCCAAACGGAAACAAACAGGGCCACAUUUCUAAUACGUCAUUUCACAACUUUCCAUUCCUUGUUCGUUUCACAUCUGACGGUCUCUCCUCCGGCUAAGAAGGUCCAUCAAGUGUUCUUGAAUUUCCGGGGAGGGGAACUGCGCUACAAUUUUGUCAGUCACCUCGGUGAUGCCUUGGAGAGGCACAACAUCAAGUUGUUCGUAGACACAUACGAGCAUCGAGGCAAAGACCUUAAAAAUCUAUUUGUAAGAAUCGAAGAGUCGAGCAUUGCACUCGCAAUCUUCUCUACUAGAUAUCCAGAAUCUAGGUGGUGUAUGGAUGAGUUGGUGAAAAUGAACAAACUUGCGGAUCAAGGAAAGCUAAGUGUCAUUCCAAUAUUCUACAAGGUGGAGGCAGGGGACGUUAAAACACCAACAGGUGGCAGUGAGUUUGGUAAAAAUUUCUGGAGGCUCGCCGAAGCUUCUAGCGGAGAUCAGAUCAUGAAAUGGAAAGAUGCCUUGGAGGGUAUAGGCAAUAUGAUGGGUUGUUCUGUAAAGGACUACAGCGUUGAAUCCGAUUCUAUCAAGGAAAUCGUUAAGGAGGUGCAGAGAGUUAUAGAAUUAAUUGGACUUGAGGAAGAAGUUAGGUCGCCAUAUGAUUAUAUUUUCCGAUUUAAGAGAAGCAAAUCAGCAAAACCAAAUGUUGUGACGUAAUCAAGGGAAGUGUAGUAGUAGAAUAUGAGCCCUCUUCUACUUCUUUUUUGUUUAUUUAUUUUUGAUGCGGUUUCUUGUGAGAAAUUAGUAUGUAAGCCUCGAAGGUCUGUCUUGAUAGAAAAAUUCAUGAAUUCUCCUUGAACCCUUAAAGUUUAGUUAAGAAGAAGGGUACUGAAACAUCUAUAUAUAAUAGCAAACCCACUUUUUUGUGUCAA